Aspergillus costaricaensis CBS 115574 is the source of this 17469-nucleotide messenger RNA. Its product is annotated as nonribosomal peptide synthetase. Gene Ontology annotation, biological process: secondary metabolite biosynthetic process; amino acid activation for nonribosomal peptide biosynthetic process. The record is from RefSeq and is a predicted model, not a curated record. Gene Ontology annotation, cellular component: cytoplasm. The coding region runs from base 1 to 17469 and encodes 5822 amino acids. Gene Ontology annotation, molecular function: catalytic activity; phosphopantetheine binding. The transcript has 3 exons. NCBI's taxonomy places the organism in Eukaryota, Fungi, Ascomycota, Eurotiomycetes, Eurotiales, Aspergillaceae.
AUGUCUCUUCUGUCCAACAAACCUCGUCUCACACAGAACGGAGGCCUAGCGCCUACUUACGAUUCACAGUCCGAGCAACCAUUCGCAAAACCACCCGCGGCCAUCGAGUCUUGCAUACAUGAUUUGAUCGAACAGCGCUGUCAAGAACAACCUGAAGCUUCUGCAGUAUGUGCUUGGGAUGGCGGUUUUACGUAUCGGCAACUCAGUAACUUGUCUCGCUCGCUCGGUGCGUUGCUGUCUGCUCGGGGUGUUGCGCCGGAGGUCUUCGUGCCUAUCUACCUUGACAAAUCCCGGUGGACAGUUAUUGCGAUUCUAGGCAUCUUGCACGCCGGAGGCGCUUUUGCACAGUUGGUGAUAACUUCAUCUCAAAAUGCACCAGAAGCUGGCCGUCUUGCCUCAAAUGUGGUGGUUGUAAAUGAAAAGACAGUGCUGGAAGACCAGAACUCGUUUCGAGGAGCAGAUAAUUGUUUGAAACCCAACAAUGCCGCCUAUGCUAUGUUUACCUCCGGGAGUACAGGCGCUCCUAAAGGGGUGGUAAUUGAACAUCGAUCUGUCUCAUCAGGGGCCGUCGCCUACGGCCCAAAAGUAAAUCUCACCCACACAUCACGUGUACUUCAAUUUACUUCUUACGCCUUUGAUGCCUGUCUUAUGGAAAUCUUCCCCGUGUUAAUACACGGGGGGUGCGUAUGUAUUCCGUCGGAAGAGGAACGACGGAGUGACCUUGUCGCCGCAAUGGGUCGCCUGCGAGUUAACUGGGCCUUUUUCACCCCGUCUAUGGCCCGUUCGCUGGAUCCUAAGAAACUGCCGAUGCUUAGGACCUUGGCAUGUGGUGGGGAAGCCAUGGCCGCGCAGGACAGAGACCAAUGGGCUUCUCACUUGUCCUUGUUCAAUAUUUACGGACCUACCGAGUGUACUGUUGUGACCUGUGUCCAAGCUGUCGACAAGGCAGCAGAUUUGCCUAUCAAAAUCGGGUAUCCGGUCGGUGGAACUUACUGGAUAGUAGAUGAGGAUGAUGUUCAAAGUCUCUGCGCGGUAGGUCAAGUAGGUGAGCUGUUGAUCGAAGGCCCGAUUGUUGGGCGAGGUUAUAUGGAAGACGAGGCCAACACUGCUAUUUGCUUCAUCGACCGUCCCAAAUGGCUGCGGGAGUUAUGGCCGAGUGCCCGGGGCAAGGUUUAUAGGACAGGUGAUCUUGCCCGCUGCCAUGCUGACGGGUCUAUUGAAUGCCUGGGUCGCAAGGACAGUCAACUGAAAAUUCGUGGACAACGAUUGGAAGCGGCCGAAAUUGAACAUCACCUUCGCCUACACAUCUCGGUCAAGGAUGCCGCCGUGGAAUUGAUCCAAGCGAAGGAUGACCCCGGAACAUCUCUACUGGCUGCGUUUGUGGUACGCGAGGCCAGGAAUACUUGCGUUUCCUCAACGACCAAUCCGGAAGCUGAUUUACUGGCUCCAGAUGAGGGUUUCGAAAUAAUAAUUCGGCAAGUGAGGUCCAAGAUGCGACAGAUGUUUCCCGGCUACAUGAUUCCCACAGUAUUUCUGACACUAUCCUCCAUGCCUCUGAGUAUCAGCGGCAAACUGGACCGGCGGAGGCUACGACAGCUUGGGAAUUCUAAAGCCCGCCGAGAAUUGUUGAAGCUCGGUCUGGAGAAAACAGUGACGACACCGACCCGGAAUCCGAAAGAGGAAACGAUGCAACGGCUGUGGGCUGAGGUGCUGCAUUUGCCCGCGGGAUGUAUUGGCAUUAAUGAUAGUUUCUGGAACCUAGGCGGGAAUUCCAUCCGGGCGAUGAAGUUGGCUGGGGUAGCGCGCUGGCACGGGCUUACCCUAAGAGCUGAUGAGAUUUGGGGAGCCGGUACGCUAGAGGAAAUGGCAUCGCAUGCACGUAUAGACAAUCUCCCGUCGGAAGGGACGCCGGCUUUCUCGCUUUGUAUGGAUCGGAGUGAGCAGACGGAGAUAGUGCAAAGCCUAGGCCAGCAUCAGGUCAACCAGGAUGAGAUUGAAGACAUAUACCCUUGCACUCCGCUCCAGGAGGGUCUCUUUUCAUCGGCCGUCACACGUCCCGGCGUGUACACCAUAUCUUUUGAAUAUGAGCUUCCGGCCAACCUCGAGGUUGAUCGAUUCCGCCGCGCUUGGCAAGCAACAGUUGACGCCAACCCAAUCCUGCGGACACGGAUCGUGUCGGGUCAAGGUGCAUGUCUUUACCAGGCUGUCAUCCGCGAUAAUAUUCCAUGGGACACGCGAAACCCGAGCGAUGAUGUCCCCGAAGAGUGGAAAACCUGGCGGUUAGGGCGCCGAUUGAUCAGACUGGCGUUAAGUGAUUUAACAACCCCAAAGACGCCUCGCCAUUUCACGCUGGUAAUUCACCACACACUGGUCGACGGCUGGGCGCUUCCAUUAUUGCUGCAACAAGUGGAAGCUGCCUACAGAGGGGAGCAAUUACUCUCAAGGCCUUUUAGUCCUUUUGUCCGAUACUUGACAUCGCAAAGUCAGAGUGAGAUAGACCGCCAUUGGAUGGAGUGUCUAUCGGGCCUCAACACAGUCCAGUUUCCCAAGCUGCCGUCCCCUGGCUAUGUACCGAAACCGACGGGAAUGGCAACACAUACCAUUCCCAUUGUAGCAGCUUCCGACAUUGACCAAAUAACUCUACCGACUCGACUCACAAUGGCGUGGGCCCUUCUAUUGUCUCACUACACAGAUAGUCAGGAUAUAGUCUUUGGAGUCACUGUUGCCGGUCGUGGUGCGCCAGUUGAGGGCAUCGAGUCGAUGACUGGGCCCACUAUCGCUACUAUUCCCAGACGACUACUUUUGGAACCUCGAGCAACUGUGAUCGAGACCUUAAAAAGUAUUCAGGCACAGUCGCUACGUGCGAUGUUCGCGGAGCAAGCCGGGCUUCAGCGCAUCAGUCGCCUAGGCGCUGAGCCCAGCGCUGCCACCCAGUUCCAGAGUCUCUUCGUCAUUCAAGCAGACGAAGGCGAACACCGACCUUCGCCCAUGUUUUCCAAAGUCCGCAACCUCACUCGACCGGCAGAUAUCAGUACAUAUGGUAUUACAGUAAAUGCUAAGCCUUCGUCGACCUCGGUCUUGCUUGAAGUCGCCUACGACCCCCUGAUGGUUACCGAUGUGCAAAUGAAACGGCUAACUCAUCAACUGGAAAAGAUAUACCUGCAAAUUCAGCAGAUGCCUAACGCCCGCGUGGAAGAUAUUGAGAGCAUCAGUUGUUGGGAUAUGGCGACGUUGCGUAAGUGGAACAGCCAACCCCCGGUACGGGUCGAACAGUGUGCACACGAGCUCAUCUAUCAACGUACUCUGACCCAGCCUGAAGCACCCGCUGUUUGUUCAUGGGAUGGGGGGCUAUCAUACCUGGAACUUGAUUCGUACGCCAACAAUUUGGCAAAGCAUCUAGUGCGCAUGGGGGUGGGCCCUGAGACAUUUGUCCCCUUGUACUUCGAGAAAUCGUGGUGGACCACGGUCGCCAUGUUGGCUGUCCUGAAAGCUGGCGGUGCAUUUACCUUGCUCGACUUCUCACAUCCAAAAGACCGACUUCAACAAAUUUGUCAGGAACUAAGUGCCUCUAUUGUUAUCUGCUCGGAAGCGAGCGCCCCUAAUGUUGGGCAACUUGGGCCAUUGGAUAUUGUCAUCCUCGGCCCCAACCAUACCAAACUAGUUACCACUGGAUGCUCUAUGAACAUAACUUCGGCUACCCCAGACAACGCCAUGUAUGUUGUGUUUACUUCGGGGUCAACCGGCAAGCCCAAAGGGGCUGUGAUAACGCAUGGAAGUUGGUGCACUAUGACGCAGGCGGUAUACCCCAAGCUUCAUCUCAGCCAUGCGUCGCGGGUGUUGCAAUUCGCUUCCCAUGCGUUCGAUGCGAGCAUAUUCGACUAUCUCACGACGCUUGUAGCUGGCGGCUGUGUAUGUGUGCCUUCAGAGCAUGACCGCUUGUCAAAUCUUCCGAAAGCUAUCACAGAACUCGAAGCCAAUUGGGCAUUGCUCACACCCACUGUCGCACGCACAUUAAGCCCUCAAACGUCUCCUACUCUGAAGCAUCUCUUGCUAGGUGGGGUGUCCAUGACCCCGGCUGAUGUCCAGCAGUGGUCCCCUUACCUGCAGCUUACGAAUGCCUACGGCCCAGCUGAAUGCGCAGUCAUAGUUACCUUACAACAGGCCGUACGAGACCCUCAGAUGACAGCUAAUAUUGGUACUACUAGCGGGGCUGUCGGAUGGGUUGUUGAUCCACGCAAUGUCAAUCGCCUGUGCCCAGUCGGCGCUGUCGGAGAGCUGCUUGUUGAAGGACCGACUAUUGCGCGGGAAUACUUGAACCAUCCGGAAAUUACGGCGGAGGCCUUUGUAAAGGAUCCCACCUGGAUGCGCACCUUCCGGAACCGCAUGACCAGAUUGUAUAGAACCGGAGAUCUCGUUCAGUACACAGAUACAGGGGAAUUCAGCUUUGUCGGUCGCAAGGAUACGCAAGUUAAGCUGCGUGGACAGCGAGUGGAGAUAGGAGAGGUUGAACAUCACCUACGCCGCUGCUUUCCUGGUGCUCAGGGAGCAGUUGCUGACGUCCUUUCCUCCUCAGAUGGGCGAGCUGCUCUUCUGGCCGGGUUCGUCGUACGCACACCGAACCAAGAUCAAAGCCGUCUUAUCCUGGAGAGCGACACAAGCUUUUCUCGGGCAGCAGCUAUUGCGCUUACCCGGAUGAGACAGGCUCUUCCGUCAUAUAUGGUCCCAACCGUUCUGAUCCCGCUCAGUCGUCUGCCUCUUUCUUCAACAGGUAAACUGGAUCGGUGCGAUCUGCAAAGACAGGCAGCCCGGUUGUCUCGCGAACAGCUUGAUAAGUUCCGUAUGGCAGAGAAAGCCCCCCUUCGAGAACCAGAGACUCACACCCAGGCGGAGCUACGGCGACUUUUCGGGGUUGUGCUGUCGAUACCUGAGGGACAGAUCGGAGUCGAGGACGACUUCUUUGGAAGGGGAGGUGAUUCUCUAUCAGCCAUGAAAUUGGUAGCGCUCGCUCAGAGGUCGGGGUACUCUUUGACAGUGGGUGAUAUUUUCACAUACCCGCGUAUAAUUGAUCUAGCGGCGAAGACAAGCAUUGUGGACGGCAUCUGUAGUGGCGAUGUACUACCGUUCAGCCUAGCCCCGGAUCUGCGGGUGCAAGAGGACAUUAUAUCAACGCUACAGGCGCAGGCCAAUAUAGCCAGAGACCAGAUUGAGGACAUGUAUCCAUGUACCCCAAUGCAAGAGGGUCUCAUGGCGCUGACACUGAAAAGUCCCGGAAAAUAUGUCGCGACGUUGUCUUACGAUCUCGUGGAAGGGGUCGACCUAGAUCGUUUUCAAGCUGCGUGGGAUGCGACUAUUGCUGCAAACCCCAUCCUGCGUACACGGCUGACGCAGGGUCCUGGAGGCAGCUUCCAGGUCGUGGUUCGAGAGGCGCCAUUCUGGGAGAGGUAUAGCACGCGGCAGGAUUAUGAAAAAAGCGCUGCGACGGUGGCUAUGGGGCCCCAUGUACGCUUACUUCGCCUUUCCUUGAUCCAUAAUCCUCCCCGUCUAGUCGUGACUAUUCACCAUGCCCUUUAUGAUGGCUGGUCAUUGCCUCUCCUGUGGGGACAGGUCGAGGCUGCUUACCGUGGACAAACUCUUCAGCCCCGGCCAUUUUCACCGUUCAUCCAUUAUCUUCAGCAGCAGAACAACUCAGCAUCAUUUUGGCGGUCUGAAUUCGAGAAACUCAGCGCGGCUGUGUUCCCAGUGCUCCCAUAUCCGACUUAUGAGCCCACACCAAGCCAGUCUAUCCAUAGACGACAUUCCAUGACAGCAGACGUUAUGUUAAAUUUUACUAUACCGACUGCUAUCCAAUUGGCAUGGGCCAUUAUCCUGUCGUACUAUACGGACUCGCUUGAUGUCGUAUUUGGUCUAACAGUCAGCGGGCGCGCCGCAGCCUUGCAUGGCAUUGACCAACUUACAGGGCCGACUGUGGCAACUAUUCCACUGCGCAUCAAGUUAGACUUCGAUCGGUCUGUACAGGAUGAGGCGUACCAGAUCCAGAAGCAGCUGACAGCUAUGACGGCCCACGAGCAGACAGGAUUGCGCAAUAUUCGUUCACUUAGCAGUGAUGCAGACAAGGCAUGCCAGUUCCAGAGCCAUUUGGGAAUUAUUUCACUGCCCAAGUCUAGCCACGGCACCUUGGCGACCCAGGUUCAAAGCGAGCACCUGGACUACGGGGAAUUCGCAAGCUACGGUUUUGUUCUUAUCUGCCAAUUAGACCCGGAAGCGCAUGAUCAUCUGGAUAUUGUUGCCCAGUAUGACCCAGGCAUGUUGGGUGUUGACCAAGUCCAGAGGAUUGUCAUGCAGUUCGAGCACAUUCUCGACCAAAUCGUCUCUCACCCGGGCAUGUCUCUACGACGUCUCUCAGCAAUUAGUGAUCCUGAUUGGGAACAAAUGACACGCUGGAAUGCUACACUACCACCGUCAUCAGAGAGUUGUUUACAUGAUUUGGUCCUUGGCCAUGAAAUUUCCCGUUCAUCCGCACUAGCGGUUUGUGCUUGGGAUGGAGACUUGACGUUUGAACAACUAGCUUCCUCCUCUCUUACGCUAUCACAGGUACUUUGGAGCAGCGGUCUUCAGGAGGGCUCUGUUGUGCCUAUUUGUUUGGAGAAAUCAAGAUGGUCGGUCGUAUGCAUGGUCGCAAUCUUGCGAUCUGGAGCAACUGCUACGUGCAUUGACCCUAUGCUUCCAAUUGAACGGCUGCAGAGUAUUAUGGAUCAGAUUAGGCCUCAACUGGUUAUCUGCUCAAAAGAGACCGAGGGGAAGUUCAAGGGACAAUCUGUUGCCACAGUAUUGACGGUGCCCUUUCCAAUGCAAGUGCCUGCGCUCGGUUCAGGUUCUGCUGAAAAGGCCUCGGUGAGCCCCAGCUCCCCAGCAUUUAUAGUCUUCACGUCCGGAUCAACCGGACGGCCAAAGGGUAUAGUGAUGGAACAUCGGAACUUGUCAACAAGCAUUCAAUAUCACCGCGAGGCGUUGAACAUUACCCAGAAUAGCCGGAUGCUUCAUUUUGCGUCAUAUGCCUUUGAUGCUAGCAUUUAUGAGAUAUUCACAACCCUCGUCACCGGAGGAUGCGUCUGUAUACCGUCUGAGUCUGAGCGGAUGAACGCAAUUGAACAAUUCAUUGCAGACAAGCAAGUCAACGUUGCCCUCUUGACCCCAUCGAUGCUUGCCAUACUGGAUCCGGAUCAGGUACCCAGUUUGAAGACUAUCAUAUCAGGAGGCGAAGCGCUGACACGGCACGUUGCUAGUCGGUGGGCAUCUCGUGUAGCACUCAUCAAUGCUUAUGGCCCGGCUGAGACGAUUAUAUGCGCGGCAGGGCCAGUCAUCGAGGGAGUUUGGACGCCAGGGACCGUUGGCCCUGUCCUAGGCGGAGCAGCAUGGGUGGCUGCUCCUUCUGAUCCCACCCAAUUAGUCCCUCUCGGUGCAGUGGGCGAGCUCAUCAUUGAAGGGCCAAUUGUCACAAGAGGAUACUUGAACAGUCCCGAGCUCACGCGGGCAGGGUAUAUCGACGCCCCAGAAUGGCUCACUCGUUUCCGAAAUGGCCGCCCAGGCCGCCUCUAUCGCUCUGGUGACCUUGUCGAGCUUACUACUGAGGGGACAGUUCGGUUUAUCGGUCGCAAAGACACGCAGAUUAAGCUGCGCGGACAGCGUAUUGAGUUAGCUGAAGUCGAAUAUCAUGUGCGUAGGUGCAUCGGAGGUUUCGAUGCGAUUGUCGACAUUGUGAAUAUAGACGGCUCGCCGAUCUUAUUUGCCUGUGUUGUUCAGGGCAUGGCCGGCGGGAAGGCCGAAGACGGACUCUUCCUUCCUCCCACAGGCGCCUUCCAAAGGGCCAUGCAGGUCGCCGAGGUGUCUCUUCGUGAUGCUAUACCUGAAUAUAUGGUUCCAUCCGUGUUUUUUCCCAUCUCCAAGGCUCCUCAGACAACUGGGGGCAAGAUAGACCGCAAUGCUCUCCGCAAGGCUGUCGAAGGUCUUUGGCCCUCUAUAAUUCAGCGAUACACGGCCGCAGCACAACGCAGCCACCGGCAACCAUCGAAUGCACGAGAAAAGGCUAUCCAAGCCAUCUGGGCCCAUGUUUUGAAUAAGAGCCUCGAGAUGGUUGGCGUUGACGACAAUUUCUUUCAUCUCGGCGGAGACUCGAUCAGUGCGAUGCAGAUUGUCUCCCAAUUGAAAAACGCUGGGAUUCGCACCACCGUCGAGUGCAUUUUUCAACGCAGCACGAUUGCCAAGAUAGCUACAACAGCCAUGAGUGAUGUCAUCAGCCCAUCUGAUUGCGGGCAGGAAGAGCCCUGCGAUACUCCAUUUCGCCUAUCACCAAUCCAACAGCUGUUUCUGGAUAGAGUCCCGGUGCACUAUGACCAUUUCAACCAGAGCUUUCUCUUUGAGCUCCAGCGACCAGUGCAGGCUGACAAGGUAAAGCAGGUCAUACAAUACAUAGUACGCUCUCAUCCCAUGCUGCGGGCGCGAUUCUCCCGUCAUUCAGUAGGGGGCUGGUAUCAAACUAUCACCAAGGACGUGGACACUUCUUACCGGUAUGAGCAACACGUGAAUAUGACACAGAGAGAGGCCGAAACCAUUUUUAUGGAACACCAGAAGCUACUAAGCAUCGAAAAUGGGCCUUUGCUUGCUGUGGACUUGAUGAGCAUCCACGGAGAGAAACAAUGGCUGUCCAUAAUUGCCCACCAUCUCGUUGUCGAUAUCGUAUCUUGGCAGACUAUCUUGGACCAGCUGGAGCGGCUUUUAGAAUCAAAGCCUGUCACCCCAACAAGCACGAUGUCCUUUCUUAGAUGGAGCCGACUUCAAGAGGAGCAUAUAGCCUCUGAUCCGAAGAUAGGAGACUGCGCUGCUCCCUUGGCGCUUAUGGAUUAUUGGGAGCUUCCUGAAACCAGCAAUGUUUACGCUGACGCCAACCUCUACAAAAUAAGGCUCAACUACCAGGAUACUAGUCACCUGCUGGGGCCUGCCAAUGAAGCAUUUCGCACAAGACCGGUCGAAUUGCUGCAGGCGGCGCUGAUGCAUGCGUUCGUAAGGACAUUCCCGGACAGACCGACCCCAACUGUCUUCAACGAAGCCCACGGACGCGAUGCAUGGACAGAAGAUAUUGACGUGACAGGCACCGUUGGCUGGUUUACGAACAUCUGGCCCUGCCAUGUGCCUCUAGACCCCAAUACAGACCUAAUAGACGUGGUACGUCGCACUAAGGAUGGUCGACGCGAUGUCCAGGACCUUGGGCGAUUCUUUUUGGCAGCGCGUCACGGUCGAGAGUCUGCGCUGGAAAUCCUCUUCAACUAUGUCGGUGCUCUAGAGAUAGGCAAAAGAUCCAAUUCACUCUUCAAGCGGACUUCGUCGUCAAUUUCGGAGCUUGUUAAUCAGGGACCACAUGUAGGGCGCUUUGCUCUUAUUGACAUCCUUGCCGAAGUGACAGACGGAAGAUUAAUCAUUCAAUUCAUGUACAAUCGGCGUAUGAAGCACGCAGAGAGGAUCAUUAAAUGGGCAGAAAACUCUCGGGAGGCCCUGUCAAUCUUGUCCCAGCGGCUUCCCACUAUGCCUGCUCGUCUGACUCGAUCUGAUGUGCCUCUACUACGAUUGACUGACAGUCAAUUUUCUGAGUUCCAGACCCAUUUACUCAACCAUGUCGCUCUCGCUGGAAGGGAAGUGGAGGAUGCAUAUCCCUGUUCGCCCAUUCAACUUGGCAUGCUGCUAAGUCAGGCGAAGAAUUCACAGAACUAUACAAGCCGCCUAGUAUGGAGGAUGCAGGCCCAAGAUGAGAGCUCUAUCAUGGUCGACCGGCUCAUACGGGCGUGGGAGCACGUUGUAGAAAGGCACCGGCUACUUCGCACUGUAUUUGUGGACAGUCUGCGAGGGGACGGUAGUAUUGACCAGGUCGUUGUUGAGAAUGUACCACCGACUACUGUCAGUCCCGUUCUAACAAAGACAGAGAGCCUGGUACAAGUCUCAAGUCAUUGGGAGCUUUCUCCUCUGCCAGAGUUGCAUCCAACGCACCGGUUAACGGUCUGGCAGGCUUCUACAGGCUCGGUAAGCUGCGCACUUGAGGUCAGCCAUGCCCUGGUGGACGGCAAUUCGCGCCAGAUCAUUCUUCGUGACCUCCUAUUAGCAUACGACGGUAUGCUGCCUCCAGAACCGGAUCAUGUAUACAGAGAAUACGUUUUAUAUCUACAGCAACAGCCAUUACGGCCGGCCCGCAUCUACUGGGAUAAAUACAUGGACAACCUUGAGCCGUGCAUUUUCCCCAACCUAAAGGGUGGCAGUGAAAGCAUUCCAACUGAAGGAAUCGGCCGAGUGAACCGCUCGUUACGCGGAAUUUCGUCCCUCCGUAAAUUCUGCCAAAUAAACGGGCUAACAAUGGCUUCAGUCUUCCAGCUGGCAUGGGGGCUGGUCCUCCGAGCAUACGCGUGCACCGAGGACGUAUGCUACGGCUAUAUGACGUCUGGCCGCGAUACGCCAAUCGGUGGCAUUGAGGAUGCAGUAGGACCUUUUUUCAAUAUGCUAGUACAGCGGCUGAAUUUCUGUGGGAAGUCCAGCACACUCCAACUACUGCGAAAAUGCCAGUCAGACUUUGCGCACAGUCUACGCUUCCAAUAUCUGUCACUUGCCCAAGUCAUGCACAAGAAUACGCACAACCUUUUCAACUCUAUUAUGUCGGUUCAGCCGUUCAUGACGAGACUUGCACUUCCACACUCCUCGCUGAUUAUUGACAAUCAAAGUGGGGACGUUCCAACAGAGUACGAUCUGGCGGUCAAUAUUGGAAUUGAUGUAGACGACGUCCACAUAGUCAUAGAUUUUAGAUGUGGGUUACUUACCAAUGACCAGGCAGCAUUCGUCCUCGAUGCUUUCGAGCAAGCAGUGCAGGGUAUUGUGGACUUCAGCGACCAACCGGCUCGGUCAGUCCCACUUCUUGGUGGAAGGUCUUACGAGACCAUACGGAGAUGGAAUCAGAAGAUCCCGCAGCCUGUAGAGCGAUGCAUCGGCGACAUGAUCCUGGACAACUGCCGCACAAAGCCUGCCUCUCCAGCCGUCUGCGCCUGGGAUGGCGAUUUUACCUAUGCAGAAUUGGAGGCACAAUCAGCUCGACUGGGCCGUGAACUUCGUGACUGUUAUGGCGUGGGCCCCGAGGUUUUCGUUCCAAUCUACGCUAUCAAGUCCCGCUGGGUCGCCGUGGCAAUCACAGCAGUGAUUCGAGCCGGCGGCGCCUUCAUCCUCUUGGACCCCAGCCAUCCACUGCCCCGGCUACAAACCAUCUGCACCAGCGCUCGGGCUACUGUGAUAUUAGCACCCCCUCAUAGUCAGGAAAUAGCGGCCGAGUUGGUAAGUCGGGUGGCGACCUUUGGUGAAGAAUCUUGGGAAGCGGAAGGCAGUAGCGGCUAUGUGCAUGCAGGGUCAGACAUGGCCCCUGAGCUGACCCCAGACAAUGCGCUAUACGGCAUUUUCACCUCCGGGUCAACGGGACAGCCAAAAGGGGUGAUCGUCCAACAUCGGGCCUUUGCCACCUCCGCCGUCAACCAGGCUGGGACGUUGCACAUUGGCCCUCAGUCCCGCGUUUUGCAAUUCGCGUCAUUCGCCUUUGAUGGUUCAAUCGGUGAGAUACUCACAACUUUGGUCCAGGGCGGCUGCGUAUGCAUUCCCUCGGAAGAACAGCGUCAACAAGCAUUGUCCCAAGCCACAUAUGAGUUACAGGCGAACUGGGCCUUCCUGACCCCAUCGGUGGUGCGUUCCUUGCGGCCGGCCGAAUUCCCGACGCUGCGCACCCUCUUCGUUGGAGGAGAAGCAGUGAGUAGCAAGGAGGUGCAGAUAUGGUCCCCAAGGUUGAAUCUGGUUCUUGGAUACGGUCCGACGGAAUGUAGCGUAUGGUGCUCCGGCACAAUGGAUAGAUUGCGCCCUGGCUCCAACCCUCGCAGCUUGGGACGACCAUUUGGCUGUCGCAUGUGGAUUGUUGACGCUGGAUGCGUAGAUCUUCUUGCCCCUAUCGGCGCCGUGGGUGAAGUGGUGAUUGAAGGUCCCAACAUCGCUCGAGGCUACCUUAACGAUAUCACAAGCACUCUGGCGGUUUUUCUCGACGGUCCCCGGCCCUGGCUGGAUGGGAAACCGAGCCGUAUAUACAGAACUGGUGAUUUGGCGCAAUAUGGAGCGGAUGGUACGCUCCAGUUCGUUGGCCGCAAGGAUCUUCAAGUCAAGCUGCGCGGGCAGCGGUUCGAGCUGGCCGAGGUGGAGCAUCACCUUCGUCAAGUCUUCGAUCAAGCCCAGGACACUGUUGCAGAAGUAGCUACCACCGGCAAGGACAGAAAGCUAUUAGUGGCAUUUAUUCGCCUUCACCAUGCCUCCACCUCGGCUGAAUAUGAUAAAGACUCGCUAAUUGCACCUGCUACUGAUUCAUUUCGCUCUUGUGCUCAAGCUGCGGAGACGCAGCUUCGUACGCGCGUGCCAAUUUAUAUGGUACCAACAUUGUAUCUACCAUUGCAGCACGUGCCCCUGACAACUAAUGGCAAGUUGGACCGCCAUCGACUCCGAGACGCUGUGAGCACAUUCACCCUUGCGGACUUGCAGGCCUACUCUGUUCCGGCCACUACCCGCACCAAGCCGUCCACGCCGGUGGAACAAUGCCUACAGCAGAUCUGGUCUGACAUAUUGAACCGCCCUAAGAGUACAAUUGGUUUAGAAGACGACUUUUUCCGCCUGGGCGGAGACUCGAUUCGCGCCAUGGGUAUGAUUCCCGCGGCUCGAGAAGUGGGCUAUCGUAUUACCAUGGCCAAUAUAUUCAACAACCCCAGGCUCGGCGACUUAGCGCGGGUCGCAAGGUCAACCCCUGGGAUAGCAGUGGCCUCGUUGGCGCUGGCGCCGUUCGCGCUGAUCGAGAAUUCGAGAGACUUUAUAGAUACCGCAGCAGAGCGCUGUGGCAUAUAUCCUCAUCAAAUCGAGGAUAUCUAUCCCUGCACGCCACUGCAGGAAGGCCUCAUGGCCUUGUCCAAUAAAAUCACCGACCGUUACAAGGUGACUUUCCGGUACCAGCUUGAGACUCAGGUCGAGCUCGAACAAUUUCAAACCUCCUGGGUUGCCAUCGCUGCGAUCAAUCCCAUUCUUCGGACGCGCACGAUACAAUCAGACGAUCACCCCGGCACGUUUCAGGUGGUUCUGUUCGAUUCACCCCAUUUCCACAUUUUCGAAAGCCAGGAAGAUUGCGAUGAACACAUCCGUGAUUGUCAAAUGACGCUUGGUAAUGCAUUGGUUGAUUUCUCAUUGAUCUGUUCGCAUGAUUCGGACGCCGUACAAUUUUACCUGACAAUGCAUCACGCCGUGUAUGAUGGGUGGACACUCCCAUCUCUGUGGACACAGGUAGAGGCGCACUACCGACAUAAGAGCAUGCCACCUCCACCUCCCUUCAAUCAAUUCAUUGAAUAUGUCCAGUUUCAAGCCAACGUAGCAGCUGAGUAUUGGCGCAAUGAAUUCUCUGACCUGUCUGCUCCUGUCUGGCCUACAUUGCCUUCAGCACGCUAUGCACCAGUGGCAGACGCCUCCCUACAUCAGACCAUUACCGGCCUUCGCGGCGGUGACUUAGAAUAUACCACCACAACAUUCAUCCAUCUGGCCUGGGCCAUGGUCAUGUCAUAUCAGACCGACUCUGAUGAUCUUGUCUAUGGCGUCACUCUAAACGGACGCGGUACGCCGUUGACCGGUAUUGAGGAUAUGACCGGGCCCACCUUCAGCAGCUUCCCGCUACGUAUUCAAUUAGGGCUUGACUGCGACACGGUAGAGGACGCUUUGUCUAAGAUCCAGCAGCAGGCGGCAGAUCGAAUACCCUUCCAGCAUUUUGGGUUACAGAAUAUCCGGACUACAAGUCCGGAGGCCGUACGGGCGUGCCAGUUCCAAUCCUAUUUGGCCAUCCAAGCCGCGCCUCCAUCACAGAAAGCAUCUAGUCUGUUUGCAGAGUUACGAGAUGGCCGUGAGGACUACGGCGCACUUGCAGAGUAUGCCUUCGUGAUGGUCUGCCGUCUGAAUGACGAGGAUACAUCCUCCAUGCAGGUGAUUGUGAAUUAUGACCCACAGGCUAUAUCGUCUGCGAUGGCCAAGAGAAUUGUAGGACAAUUCUCCCACAUACUUCAACAGCUCCCUAAGAAUAUGCAAACCCCGCUAAAUCAACUUAAUCUUCUUAGUCCUGACGACAAGAAUCAGCUAUCUGCAUGGAAUCGUGAGCUUCCAUCGCCUUUAGAUGUGUGUCUGCACGAUCUCGUGCGCGCACAUGCCACUGUAGCCCCUGAUUCGGCGGCCAUCUGUGCAUGGGAUGGGAAUCUCACGUAUGCGCAGCUGAUGGCCCUCUCCGGACAACUCGCUAAUCAGCUGCGCGUUCUUGGUGUGCAUCCUGGCGCUCUGGUGCCACUGUGCUUCGAAAAGUCCAAAUGGACCGCUAUCGCCAUGUUGGCUGUUCUGCGAGCUGGCGGUGCAUGUGUGCCUUUAGAUCCAGGACACCCUCCUCAUCAUCUUCAGAACAUUGUUCGCCGUACAAACGCUAAGCUCAUUCUGGCGUCCCACAAAACUCGUCAACUAUUCCGUGGAAAGUGUGAUGCUAGGAUCGCAACCAUACCCUUACAGGGAGUGGCAGCACAAGCAACCACUGAAUCCUGGCCAGCGCCCUCCUGCCAUGAUGUUGCAUUCGUCAUCUUCACAUCUGGCAGCACGGGUGAACCAAAGGGAAUCCUCAUAGAGCACGUUGAUCUCUGUACAGGAAUUCGACAUCACAGCCCGCCGAUGCGCAUUAAUUCUUCGACUCGCGCGCUGCAUUUUGCCUCUUACGCCUUUGACGCCAGUAUCUAUGAACUGUUCUCUGUGUUAGCCAACGGCGGCUGUGUCUGUAUUCCAUCUGAUUCGGACCGUCUUGGCAAUCUGGCUGGAUUCAUCCGCGAGGCGCAGGUUAAUUUUGCACUAUUGACGCCUUCGGUCAUAGAUCGCCUGGUGCGACCGGAGCUAGUUCCAAGGCUUGAUACAAUUGCCUUUGGGGGUGAGGCAGUGACCCAGGAUAUUGUCGACCGCUGGUCACCAAAUCGCAGGUUGAUCAAUGCAUAUGGACCUGCAGAAGCAACGAUCUGUGCUGUUGGCGAUGUUAACCCCUGUUCUUGGACCGCCGGCACGAUAGGGCCCGUUAUUGGAGGUGUUGGAUGGGUCACUAUGCCGUCGGAUGUGUCUCGUCUUGCUCCCGUGGGUGCUGUAGGGGAGUUGGUGAUCGAAGGUCCGGUUGUCACCCGUGGCUAUCUAGAUGAUCCAGAACGAACCACCGCAGCCUAUAUCAGUCCGCCGGGUUGGUUGACUCGAUUCCGGGGUAAAGAAAGGCCAGGUCGUCUCUAUCGCACCGGAGACUUGGUACACUAUACCGACGACGGAGGGAUUCGUUUUUUAGGUCGAAAAGACACCCAAAUCAAGUUGCGUGGUCAGCGCAUUGAGCUAGCACAUGUCGAAUACCAUGUACGACAGUGCUUCCCGGAGGCAGCAGAGGUCAUCGCCGAAAUUGUCCUGCGCGAAGGAGGAAACCCUACACUGAUCGCAUUCAUCGCUCUGACGCUGUCUGAUGGCGGUAAAUAUGCAAAUGAUCAAAGCGAUGCUUAUCAUGACAGCGGCUUGUUUCUCAGAAGCUGCACAUCGUUCCGGAGGCAAGUUGAGGCAGCUACCGCUCGCCUACAAUCUCUCUUGCCUGCAUAUAUGGUUCCUGCCAUGUUUUUACGUCUGGCGCAUGUCCUUCGAACAAGAAGCGAUAAAUUGGACCGACGACAACUUCGUGAUCAAACCUCCCGCCUUUCCAACGAUCAAAUCCGGGCCUUGUCGGCGGGAGCGGAAGGGAUAUCAAGCACCUCGUAUCCUCCUCAGACGGCGCGGGAGCGCUUGUUUCAGCAGCUUUGGGCCACGGUUUUGAAGGUCCCGCUGAAUAGGAUUGGAAUCAAAGAUGACUUUUUCGAAUCGGGCGGCGACUCCAUCCAGGCCAUGAGAAUGGUUAGUCUGCUACGAAGAGAAGGGUUGAGUCUGAAUGUGUCUGACAUCUUUGCGUGGCCAGUGCUUGAAGAGCAGGCUCGCGGUGCACGGGAGCAUAGCAUAGGCCUAGUGGAUGUAGAGGCCUACCAUCCGGGGUCACUACUCAAUAUUAAAACCGCAGACCUGCAAACGUUUGCCACACGCGAAUUAGAUUAUCCCUUCAAUACCUCAGUCUCUGGAUGGUUUACAGGCUUGGAGGUCGAAGAUAUUCUUCCCACAACAGAAUUUCAGCGUCAGUUCCUGGAGCACCAGCAGAUCCAUUACAUACAGCUGCACCUGCCGGUGGAGAUGGAUGCGGAACGCUUAGAGAAGGCGUGCCGCGCCGUCGUAGACAAGCACCCCAUGCUUCGGUCUGCGUUUCUGCCCUAUCAAGAGGGUUAUGUACAGGUAUUGUUCCGGCGCCUCAGGUUUGACUUCAUCCAAGUAUCGUGUGAUGAGGACUUUGACGCUUGUAUUGAGCGUCUUUGUGUGGAAAACGCCUCGGCCGGGGUCGCUUGGGGAACCUCAUACUUCCAAACUCUGCUUGUCUCGCAAUCUCCGUCGAAUUCAGUUCUAAUCAUGCGCGGUAGCCAUGCUCAAUUCGAUGGAGAAUCGAUGCCCCUGAUAAUUCAGGAUCUAAUUUCGGUAUAUGAGACAGGGCAACUCGACAAGGUCACUCCGCCGUCUUUUGCGCUGUACUUGCGGCACCGCCAGAUACAGGCAAACCCACGCACAUAUAAAUUCUGGAAGCAGUAUCUGCGGGAUGCUGCGAUGACCACUCUCAACCUCUCGGGAUCAGACAGCCACCUUCCCCUCAAUGUCCGUCGAACUAUUCCUCUGCCUACACCACCCCGCGGAGUCACGAUGUCAUCUUUCAUAAACGCCGCCUGGGCCGUGGUUUUAGCUCAAGUCACCAGCCAACGGGAUCUUGUGUUCGGUCACGUCCUAAACGGACGCGACAUGCCCGUCGCCAGCAUCCAUGUUAUGUCUGGGCCAUGCGUUACUGUCUCCCCAAUUCGCAUAACCAUCCCCUCGUCUUCUUCCAAUAACCAAGUCCUCGAUUUAUUGUAUCAUGUACAGCACCAAUACACGCAGACCUUGCCAUAUGCGGGCAUUGACUUUGAGACCAUUCGCCAACACUCGACGUCAUGGCCCGCGAAUGUAUCCUUCGGCAGUCUUUUAACGCAUCAAAAUGGCGCCCACAGAUCGAACUACACAUUCCAGGGAGUUGAAUGUACUUUGAAGACUCGGGUCAUAGGCGACGUGCCCCAGUUUCAUGUAGUCACGGUUCCUUUGCAGGAUCAGAAUCAACUGAUUGUGUACCUUGACAUUUCUAGUCGGCUGGGAAGUUUGGAAGAUAUUGAGGAUUUGUUGGAGAGGUUUUGCUCUGCUAUUGCAGAUCUAGAUCGUGGAGUGGUUCCUCUUUGA